AUGCCUUCCCCAUUCCCGAUCGAUGCACCAAACAGCACUGGUAUUUCGAACUCGUCACCGCCAGCAUCGUCGAUAGGCGGAUUCGGCAGCGGAAGUGGACUCGAUCAGGGUUCUCAAGCUGGUUCAAGGAAUCAAUUCCCAAGUUCCUCACAACCCCAUGGUACUACUGCUAAUCCAGCAGGUACAUCUUCCCUGUUUAGCUCCCAAAACACGUUUGGCGAUGCACGAUCAGGUGAAAUAGAUGGCGAUAUACCAUUACCUACCUUAAGAAGAAGAGCAAUUAAUCAUGUCCAAAAAGUGGAUGAUGUUACUGGUGAGAAAGUGCGUGAAGCUUUCGAAGAAUUUUUAGAGGCUUUUUCAAUUGCAAAUUCAGAAACCGGGGAACUUGAAAGGGUUUAUAUUGCUCAAAUAGAAUUCAUGAAAGUUUAUGAUUUGAGUACCAUUUAUAUUGACUACAAGCAUCUUUUCAUGAGAGAAAAUGGAGCACUAGCAAUGGCAAUAUCAGAACAAUAUUAUAGAUUUCUUCCUUUCUUAUUAAAGGGUUUAAGAAGCGUGAUCAGGGAAUAUGAACCGGAUUUAUUGAUAUCAGCGGACUCUAUUAGCGAUAACCGGAACGACCAAGAUACUCAGGCGCCAACUGAUUCUUUGGAUAAUGCAUCCUCAGCAGUACGCCCCGAAGCAGACACAAUCAAUGCCACCGGUUCUGCAACGGGUAGUUCCAUAGAACAAACAGAGCGUCUGUUUCAAAUAAGCUUCUUCAAUUUAUCAACAGUACAUAGAAUAAGAGAUAUCAGAUCGGAAAAGAUAGGGUCAUUACUGAGCAUUUCCGGUACCGUAACGCGAACAUCAGAAGUUCGUCCAGAACUUUUCAGGGCAAGUUUUACAUGCAAUAUGUGUCGUGCGGUAAUUGAUAAUGUUGAACAAGCUUUCAAAUACACUGAACCGACCAUGUGUCCCAAUUUGGCUUGUGAGAAUAGAGCUUUCUGGACUCUAAAUGUUGCGAGAUCUAAGUUUUUAGACUGGCAAAAAGUAAGAAUUCAGGAGAAUGCGAACGAAAUUCCAACAGGUUCAAUGCCACGUACCAUAGAUGUUAUCCUAAGAGGUGACUGUGUUGAGAGGGCUAAACCUGGUGAUCGUUGCAAAUUCACAGGGACUGAAAUUGUGGUUCCCAACGUCGCUCAACUUGGCUUGCCUGGCAUAAAGCCUAGCUCGAGUCUCGAUACAAGAGGAAUAGCGCGAUCCUCCGAGGGUUUGAAUAGUGGAGUAACAGGGCUUCGAUCACUAGGUGUUCGAGAUUUGACUUACUCCAUCAGUUUUUUAGCAUGUCAUGUUGUUAGUAUAGGAUCAAAUUCUGUUGAGAAAAAUAGAUCUGAAGAGGCUGAUUACGAGGACAGUAUGCAUUUAUCUACAACUUUACAAACCUCAAAUGUUUAUCAAGAUGAUGAAAGAGAUCAAGAAGUUUUCUUAAACAGUUUGAACUCAAACGAGAUUGAUCAACUUAAGGAAAUGGUUAAAGACGAACAAAUCUACGACAAAUUGGUAAGGUCAAUUGCGCCAGCAGUUUUUGGUCACGAAGCAGUCAAAAAAGGUAUACUAUUACAAAUGCUUGGUGGUGUCCAUAAAACAACUGUCGAAGGUAUAAAAUUAAGAGGUGACAUAAAUAUCUGUGUCGUUGGUGAUCCAUCUACCUCAAAGUCUCAAUUUUUGAAAUAUGUUACAAGUUUUGCAACAAGGUCAGUUUAUACCUCUGGUAAGGCUUCGUCAGCUGCAGGUCUUACAGCCGCAGUUGUGAGAGACGAAGAAGGUGGUGAUUAUACAAUCGAAGCAGGUGCUCUUAUGUUGGCAGACAACGGUAUUUGUUGUAUUGAUGAGUUCGACAAGAUGGAUAUAUCUGAUCAAGUUGCCAUUCAUGAAGCCAUGGAACAGCAAACUAUUUCUAUCGCUAAGGCUGGUAUUCACGCAACGUUGAAUGCAAGAACUUCCAUCCUAGCUGCUGCAAAUCCUGUUGGCGGCAGGUAUAACAGAAAAUUAUCAUUAAGAGGCAACUUGAAUAUGACUGCUCCAAUCAUGUCAAGAUUUGAUCUUUUCUUUGUUAUAUUAGACGAUUGCAAUGAAAAAAUUGACACCGAAUUGGCAUCUCAUAUCGUUGACUUACAUAUGAAAAGAGAUGACGCAAUAGAUCCACCAUUUAGCGCGGAGCAACUGCGCCGUUAUAUCAGAUAUGCUAGGACUUUCAAACCAACGUUAACCAAGGGCGCGAGACAAUUUUUGAUUUCAAGGUAUAGAGAACUAAGGGCAGAUGAUGCCCAGGGCUACAGUAGAUCCAGUUACAGAAUCACCGUAAGACAGUUGGAGAGUAUGAUAAGAUUAUCAGAAGCAAUCGCGAGAGCCUACUGUGUUGAUGAAAUAACCCCAGCCUUCGUCGCUGAAGCUUACGAUUUGUUGCGACAGAGUAUCAUUCGUGUGGACGUCGAUGACAUCGAGAUCGAUGACGAAGCAUCGGAAACGACUCAAGGUGCCGGAGACUCAAAUGACCAAGAUCAGGGGCAGGCACCCGCACCUGAACAACAACAGGAAAGGGCACAUAUAGACGUGUUGAGGCCAAAGACAAAGACAACAGUCUCGUAUGAGAAAUACGUUUCGUUAAUGAAUUUGAUCGUGCAAAAAAUCGCCCAAGCUGAACGCGAGAACGGCAAAGAGCUUACCGCAACCGAUAUCAUAGAUUGGUACCUGCUGCAACGAGAGUACGAUUUAGAUUCGGAGGAAGAAUACUGGCAGGAAAGAAAACUAGCCUUCAAAGUGCUGAAAAGACUGGUAAAAGACAGAAUCUUAAUGGAAAUUCAUGGCACUAGAACUCAUCUUUCAGACCCCCUAGAUACCGACGCGGAUCCACAUGCACCGCAGGGGGACAAGAUAGUCUACGUGAUACAUCCAAACUGCGAAAUGCUCGAGACACUGGACAACCAAAUAGCCGCAUCUCAAUCAUCAUCGCCAUCACCACCACCGCCGCAACCGCACGGCGAAGAAUGA
Molecule: messenger RNA, 3030 nt
Organism: Zygotorulaspora mrakii
Lineage: Eukaryota; Fungi; Ascomycota; Saccharomycetes; Saccharomycetales; Saccharomycetaceae
Gene: MCM6
Product: MCM DNA helicase complex subunit MCM6
Exons: 1
Coding region: 1-3030 (1009 amino acids)
Biological process (GO): double-strand break repair via break-induced replication; mitotic DNA replication; DNA replication initiation
Cellular component (GO): nucleus; MCM complex
Molecular function (GO): single-stranded DNA binding; single-stranded 3'-5' DNA helicase activity; ATP binding
Source: RefSeq, a predicted model, not a curated record